Messenger RNA from Mycena citricolor, 2493 nucleotides. NCBI's taxonomy places the organism in Eukaryota, Fungi, Basidiomycota, Agaricomycetes, Agaricales, Mycenaceae. The record is from the annotation of a GenBank genome assembly.
AUGCACCCUCCUCCUCCUCCUCCGAUCCUCAUCUCCAUCCAUGCCGACAUCCGCCCUCUCCCUUCUUCCCCCGGCCAUCUCCCUCAAAUCCCCGCAAGCGGUCUAGCCAAGCCCGAUUCCUUGCACCAGGGAGUGCUACUGCCGCUCGUACCAGAUGCCCUUGCGCUCAUCCGCACCACCCCUCUUCCCAGUUGGGCAUUGGUCCUCGCCUCCAAUGUCUCCACUGGCUGGCCCGGCACUGGCCUGGCCGCUGGGCUCCUCCAGUGUGGCCUUCCACUGUUGGUGUCUCAGGAGCUGGUCAUCACUGGCCCCUCUGAGCCACUCACUAUCUUAUCUGGGAUCCCCCUCUGUGCUCAGACUCAUGUGAGGUUGUUGUGUGCUGUGUGCUCUCUUCCUUUGGGCUGGCAGGAGUUGCCCUUACAGCGAAUCGCAUUUGUGAUCAACAUCAUGCAUUUGUUUGGACACAAAUGGGAUUGUCAGCUGGUGUAUAGUCCAAGAUUCUUUGUCGGAAUGGGCCUGUCUGACAUGGAAGGUGUUGAACGCUUUUGGUCGCGGGUCCAGAAACUGAUCAAUUUGACCCGGCAACAAUGGCAAUCUCGUUGUAUCUGGAUACUAGAUGAAUACACCGCAUUCGUGAAUCAGGAGGGCGCUGAGAAGCUCGGGGAUUGGUUGGAUCGCCAGCAGGCCAAUCUUCUCCCCAAGUACCGACAGAGCAUCAAGACAUUACAUGCCUGUCGUGUGUCAGAGAGAGAGCUACAAUCUCAGUGGAGGGCACAAAAGGCGGCACAGAGUAGCCGAAACAUCAAGGCAUCUGCGCGGUUCCGUAAAGAUCUGGACAAAGUGAUUACUCUCCAGAAUCAGAUCGUGUCUGUUGAGACCGCCAUUCUGGAUGUGAAGAAGUCAAUUGGAACCUCAGGCGCAUCUGUGGAGACGUUGUGUCAUCUUGAUGAGAUGGAGGACACCCACAUGGAGCUCAGUGACCGUGCAGAUGCACUGUAUGCAUCGCUUAAUCUGCGGCACACAUUUCCCCAGCUCUCUGGAUUGCCGGCAAACUUUGUCAAGUUGCUGCUUACAAUGCAUGACUUGAAAGUAAACAUCCGGAAGCGUGCAGUUGGGUCAUUUUACGAGAUGGAGACUUUAGAUCGUGCUGUAGGUGGGAAGAAGGAGAGUUUGGGAACAAAGUUUCACCAACAGACUCGAAAGGCAAUGGCUAAGCAACAUCCAAUUCUCUAUCGCCUGAUUGAGCGUUUCAAUUCGCUGUGCGAGAAAACCGAGGAGGAAUUCCCCGCAGGCUGUCAUCUCCCUGUUCCCCACCCACUACCCACACGAUUAGCGUCUCUCCGAAAUGACCUAACACUGUACGAGGAUGUCUGCGUCACACCAUCAUCUGGAGCAAUUCUGCGUUGGUUGGACAACUCAGAUGUUCGGGAUGGGAUUCAAAACAUGCACUCUGUUGAUCGAUGCACGGAGGAGAUGCCACGGCUCAACCGAGAGCAUGCCAACCUGGAGCUGUAUCUCCUGGCAGAGACAGCACUCGUAUCCAGAUGCAUCCAUGAGGCAGCAGGAGAUCCACUGCUUCAGCAUCUCCUUCAGCUCCGGGCCACAGAUCUCAAAAGCCCUGAUCUGGAUGCAUCUGCUGGGAAUAUUGAUGGGAGCGCAAGUGCUCAUCUUCAUCUUGCAUCAGCGGACAUUCCACUGGUCGAAGAAAUCCCUGAAGAGAACCUUGAUGAUGACAUCAAGAUCCUUGAAAUGCAGGAUACCCUGCAGAAUGUCGAUCUUGAUGAUGACGAGGAUACAUCUGCAUUCGCGCAAUCAGAUGUCAAUGUCGCAAUACAUUGGGAAUGUCCAGAAAUCACAUACGAAUCAACCAUGUUCAUAGAGCUUGAGCAUCACAACAACAAUCUUAACAAAUAUCGUGGUGAUGUCCCACAUGUUGUUGUUCGCGGUCACGAGCUCAAGAAAUUGACAAUUCUGGCGGAGGAUCUGGCCAGGUUUAUCAAUCCGACUGGCCUUCUCAGUGGGCAUGGCAUCAAUGGUGUAGCCGCCUCAAUGCUUGCAAUGUUUGGUCAAGAACACAGUCCAUACAAUGUGCAUGCUCGUUGCUGUGCUUUGCUGUCAACUUAUGAGCUUCCACGGAUCCGUUCGGAAGCACGAGACAAGUUCAUGUGGGCUGAACUGUCACCACUUUGCUACUGGGAGAAGGAUUUCUGGAUUCUCCCCAUCCAUCGCGCCUCCCAGCAGCACUGGGUUGUUUCAGUGGCCUCUAUCCCCAAUCAGAAGAUUUUCUUCUUUGAUAGUCUCUCUGGGUGCAGCCGCUUCCGGAAGGAACUCCAGGAGUUUGUUUUGCUCAUAUCACGCAUGACCGCCCUUGCAAACCGGCACAGGAAGCGGUUGAACAUUUCAGAAAAUGAUUGGCACGCAUAUUCCCUGUUCACACCGGGAAACCAAAACAAACAAAUGGUUACGAUUGUGGGGUUUGGAUCCUGGCAGUAA